Eimeria maxima is the source of this 567-nucleotide messenger RNA. RefSeq lists its product as hypothetical. NCBI's taxonomy places the organism in Eukaryota, Apicomplexa, Conoidasida, Eucoccidiorida, Eimeriidae. The record is from RefSeq and is a predicted model, not a curated record. Bases 1 to 567 code for a protein of 188 amino acids. The transcript is spliced from 4 exons.
AUGUUUUUCACCUACGUUGUUCGUCCAGGCGAAGCCCCUGAGGGCCGAGGGCCUCAGCUUGAACCGUUUUGGACAUUUUUCGUUAACUACAAUCUGCGGCUUGGUCUCAUGAUCCAACUGGCCGGUUAUGCCACCCUGCUUGCGACGACUUCAUCAGGAGGAAAGGAUCCGCUUUCUCUUCUCAGCUUUCUCAGGUGCAAUCCUGAGAUUGCCGGCAAGGCUAAUCUGUGGACGGCUCAAGUGGCUUGUUGCCUGUUUAUCCUCGGGAAUCUCACCACUAUGGCAUUCCAGACCCUCACGGACGAUGACAGCAGCAUCAAGCAGUCUCGGGGAUAUCGCGCCGGAACCAAGUUUUUGCAACAAGCUUCCUCCUUCGGAGUUUUCGCAUCUACUUUGGCGCUUCUAGUCUUUUACUCCGCCAACUACUACUUUGAUGACCCUUGGAUGAGUAAAAACUUUGGUGGUGGCUCUUCGUGGUUGAUCUUCUUCACUUCACGGGUUUGCGACGCUUUCGCGUUGUUCUUCUACGCCGGGUGGGAUGAGCUCUACACAACUUGGCCUCAGUGA